Messenger RNA from Mucor velutinosus, 3159 nucleotides. RefSeq lists its product as uncharacterized. Gene Ontology annotation, molecular function: small GTPase binding. The transcript has 5 exons. Gene Ontology annotation, cellular component: nuclear envelope; cytosol. Bases 1 to 3159 code for a protein of 1052 amino acids. Gene Ontology annotation, biological process: protein import into nucleus. The record is from RefSeq and is a predicted model, not a curated record. Lineage: Eukaryota; Fungi; Mucoromycota; Mucoromycetes; Mucorales; Mucoraceae.
AUGGACCAGAAUACAGCCUAUCAGUUAUUCGUUGCCACCUACCAUCCUGAUCCAAAUGUCCAUAAGCAAGCAGAACUAAACAUUAGAAAUAUUGAAGCAAAUAACGGCUUCUUGCCUAUCGUCUUGCAAAUCCUUGCUUCUGAAGAACUCGAGUUGGGUGCACGUCAAGCUGCUGCCAUCUAUUUCAAGAACCGUUUGAACAAGGCGUGGGAUGGUGAACGUGAAUCUGCAGUGCCUAUCAAUAACGAGGAUCGCAACAUGGUCAAGCAAACUAUUUUACAAGCACUCGUUACAGCACCUAAUCAAGUCCAAGUCCAACUCACAUCCACCCUCAACACCAUCUUGACCAACGAUUUUCCUGACAACUGGCCCAACUUUGUCAGCGAGCUCGAGCGACUUUUGACUUCAACGGAUGUUCGUUUGGUGUAUGUCGGUUUAUUGGCUUUGCGCGAAGUGGUUCGAGUGUAUCAAUGGAGAACAGGCACCAAACGUGAACCUUUCAGACAAUUGAUCAAGUUGACAUUCCCCGCCAUCCAAAAUAUCUGUUCUGGUCUCAUUUCCUCAGACAGCGUGGAAGCAGCCGAGAUGCUGAAAUUGGCACUCAAGAUUUAUCACGCAGGCAUCCAAGCUGAACUCCCCAAAAGUCUGCAAGACCCCAGCUCGCUCGUCCCUUGGGGUACCUUGUUCCUGCAACUGAUUGAAAAGAAGAUUCCCAACGAAGCAUUACCCGCCGACGCCGAUGAGCGUGAUCGAUUCCCUUGGUGGAAGACCAAGAAGUGGGCCUACCACUGUCUGAACCGUCUCUUUUCAAAGUACGGUAACCUCGCCACCAUGCCUCGCAGCACACCUGAAUACAAUGCCUUCGCCAAAUCAUUCUCUGCCAACUUUGCACCCAAUAUCUUGCAAGCGUAUCUAGGUCAAGUGGAAUUAUGGAUCAAAAAGGAGAUUUGGAUUCCCAGCAAGUGUUUGGCUUUAACGUCUUCCUUCUUUGCUGACUGUGUCAAGAACAAGACGACCUGGCAACUGUUGAAGCCUCAUGUCGAGACAUUGGUGGCUCACUUUAUUUUUCCUCAGCUCUGCUUCUCUGAAGAAGAUCAAGAGCUUUGGGACGAAGAUCCCGUCGAAUUUGUGCACAAAAAGGUGGAUCCCUUGGAAGACUUCCAUUCACCUCAGACCAACGCCAUGAACUUUUUGAUUGAUUUGGCUCGUGAUCGCAAAAAGUACACUUUCAUGGGCAUCUUGAACUUUGUCAAUGGUAUGCUCAACAAGUAUUUGGAGGCUCCCGAGGACCAAAAGAACCCCAAGGAAAAGGACGGUGCUUUGUGUAUGAUUGGCGGUUUGGCUUACCAAGUGUUGCAGAAGAAGUCUCCCGUGGCCAACAUGAUGGAACCCUUCUUUGUCACUCACGUCUUUCCCGAGUUCAAGAGCAAAUACCCCUUCUUGAGAGCCCGUGCCUGUGAUCUGACAAGACAUUUCAGUGAUUUGGACUUUGCUAACGAACAAAACUUGGCUACUUUAUAUCAAUGCGUUACUGACUGUAUUCGCGAUACUGAAUUGGCUGUCAAGGUACAAGCUGCUCUUGCGCUUCAACCCAUGAUUCGCCAUGAAAGUGUCCGCAAUGCCAUGGCUCCCAACUUGCCCUUCAUCAUGCAAGAGUUGCUCAACUUGACCAACGAGAUUGAUAUCGACACUUUGGCCAACGUCAUGGAGGAGUUUGUGGAAGUGUUUGCUGAGCAGUUGACUCCUUUUGCCGUCCAACUCUGUACUCAACUGCGUGAUACUUUUUUGCGUAUUAUGGAGGAACUGAACCAAAGCAACACCUUGGCCAGCGCGGAUGAUGAUGAAUUCACUGGUGAUAUUGAUGAGUUGAGUGACAAAACCAUGGCUGCUAUGGGUGUCUUGAAGACCAUUGGUACCUUGAUUCUCAGUCUCGAGAGUACCCCAGAGAUCCUGCAACAGUUAGAAAACGCACUCUUGCCUGUCAUUACCUAUACCUUGGAAAACAAGAUUCUGGACUUGUAUGACGAGAUUUUUGAGAUUAUUGAUUCCUGCACAUUCUCAGCCAAGCGUGUGACACCUACCAUGUGGAGCGUGUUCGAGUUGAUCUACGGUGCCUUUAAGGAUUCCGGCAUUGACUACAUGGAAGAGAUGCUGCCUCCUUUGGACAACUAUAUUUCUUAUGGUAAGGAUGUGUUCAUCUCCAACGAGCAUGUUCAGCGCAUGAUGUUUGAUAUCAUCGAUACCGUCAUGAAGAGCGAUCGCGUGGGUGAGACGGACCGUAUCUGUGCCUGUAAAUUGAUGGAGUCUGUGCUGCUCAACUGCCGUGGUCAUGUCGAUAUGUGCAUUGCUCCCUUCCUCAACUUGGCCUUCCAGUACAUCUUCACUGGCUCCAUGAAGACGACUGAAUUCAAGGUGCACUGUAUCGAGGUUGUUGUCAACUGUAUCUACUAUAACCCCGCAUUGACAUUGCGUCUCCUGGAGGAAAACAACUGGACCCAGGGAUUCUUUACAUUGUGGUUCAAUACCCUGUCCAAAUUCUCUCGUGUGCACGACAAGAAGCUCGUUAUCGUUGCACUCUGCUCCUUAUUGGAACUGCCCACAGAAAUGAUUCCUGCCUCGCUCCAAUCAGGCUGGUCGCAGAUCCUGGCUUGUAUGAUCACUGUGUUCCAGACCUUACCUAAGGCCAUGGAGAACCGUGAAAGCAUGGAGAAACUAUACGGUUCAUUUGACGACGAAGACUUUGGUGAAGAUGACUUUAGCGGAUUUGAAGGACCCAGCGGCGAUGAGGAGGAAUACGAGGAAGGUGUUGAAGAUGAAGAUGUGCCUGAUGAGGAUAAUGAAUACCUUGAAUACCUUGCAAGUCAAGCCGCAUCGCACUCUGGCGCUGAUGGAUACAGUGAUUUGGACGACGAUGAAGAAGAAGAAAUGGAGGAGGAAAUCUUGUUUGAGUCGCCAUUAGACGAAGUUGAUCCAUACAUUCGUUUUGAACAAGUGUUUAGAAACAUGCAAACCAACAACAGUGCUUCUUAUACCCUAUUAACCAAGGAUUUAAAUGCUGAUCAACAAAACCAAAUUAUGACUGUAUUAUCAACUGCCGAGCAACAUCGCGCUGCUGCCACCAACGCUGCUUCUGCUGCUGCCCCUGCUGCUUCCUCUUAA